AGCAUUAUCACACCAGCUUCUUCUCUCUAACCUAGUAUAUUUAAAAAUUAAAGAAUGGUUUGUUUAUAUAAUAAUGGUUACUUGUCAAUAUUGUUGUUGUUACUUGCUGGACUGAUGGUGGUUGCAAAUUGUGGAAAUUUCAACCAAGAUUUCGACCUCACUUGGGGCGAAAACCGAGCAAAGAUCUUCGGUGGGGGCCAGCUUCUUUCUUUGUCUCUCGAUAAGGUUUCCGGUUCCGGUUUUCAGUCCAAGAAAGAGUAUUUGUUUGGUCGGAUUGAUAUGCAGCUUAAACUUGUUGCCGGCAAUUCUGCUGGCACCGUUACCGCAUACUACUUGUCUUCUCAAGGGCCGACGCACGACGAAAUCGACUUCGAGUUCCUAGGAAACGUGUCGGGUGAUCCAUACAUCCUCCACACUAAUGUCUUCACACAAGGCAAAGGAAACAGAGAACAACAAUUCUAUCUCUGGUUCGAUCCGACACGAAACUUCCACACAUAUUCAGUCAUAUGGAACUCUCAGAACAUUGUUUUCUUGGUGGACAACACUCCGAUAAGGGUGUUCAAGAACAGCGAAUCGGUCGGUGUACCGUACCCGAAAAGCCAACCAAUGAGAAUAUACUCGAGCCUAUGGAACGCCGAUGACUGGGCGACAAGGGGUGGCCUUGUGAAAACGGAUUGGUCCAAAGCACCAUUCACGGCGUAUUACCGCAACUUCCUCGUGCAAACGGGCGGGUCGAAAUUCUCAAACGGGGCGUGGCAGAAUCAAGAACUCGACGCUUACAGCAGGAGAAGGCUGAGAUGGGUUCAGAAGAAUUUCAUGAUUUACAAUUAUUGCACCGAUUUUAAAAGGUUCCCUCAAGGCUUUCCCUUGGAAUGCACCCACUGAUAUAUAAAUGUUAGGCUGUUGAAGUUUCAUUUAAUUUCUUGUACACCAUGCAAAUAAAAUGGAAAUAAUUGGUUUGUAGCUAGAUAUCAAUCUUUCCACA
Erythranthe guttata (spotted monkey flower) is the source of this 985-nucleotide messenger RNA. RefSeq names its product xyloglucan endotransglucosylase/hydrolase 15 (gene XTH15). Gene Ontology annotation, molecular function: hydrolase activity, hydrolyzing O-glycosyl compounds; xyloglucan:xyloglucosyl transferase activity. Lineage: Eukaryota; Viridiplantae; Streptophyta; Magnoliopsida; Lamiales; Phrymaceae. Gene Ontology annotation, biological process: cell wall biogenesis; xyloglucan metabolic process. Gene Ontology annotation, cellular component: apoplast; cell wall. The record is from RefSeq and is a predicted model, not a curated record.